CAGCAUUUCUUUCGUGGCGGCAUAACCCCUUCCCUGUAGGCCAAGACAUGACACUCGUCCUUCCCCGCCCUGUCACUUCUCCGCACGCGAGCACCGCGCUAGGCCAACGACUUAGUAGAAGCUAUCCCUCUUCCCUCUUCCGGACAUCACAGCCGUUGGCCCGCGAACUCGUCCAGGAUCACGCGCAAUGGUGUACUGGUCAAUGCGAGCGUCACUGCCGAGGAAGGUGUUGUGGCCCACAUAUCCCUGACAGGUUGUUGGCGAGUAAGUAGUAUAGCGCUAUGAUCCAUCAGUUCAUAAUGCCUGCCACCCUGCCACUCUUUCAGCUGCAACUACUACUGCGAUUGAGGAAGACAGGUACUUCGGAUUUUGGCAUCUACAUUCGCACAGGUCUCACGAAACUUGUCUGUAAUCAUGGCUGGAGAAUUGCCUUGGCCCGAAGUGCCGGUUGGCAACAAGAACCAUGCGAACGCUGCAGUGGUCAUCAUCGGCGGGGGCAUCAGUGGGAUGUGUAUGGCCAUCGACCUUCUAAAACGCAACAAAUGCCGCAAUUUCAUCAUUCUUGAAAAAUCGGCAGGUCUGGGAGGCACUUGGAACGACAACAAGUACCCAGGCUGCUGUUGCGACGUUUGGUCACAGCUAUACAGUUACUCGUUUGCCCAGAAUCCCGACUGGACCCGCGAGUACCCUGGGCAAGAAGAAAUUUUAGCUUACCUCCAGCACGUGGCUCAAGACUUCCAGCUGCUGCAGCACUUCCGGUUCAACACUUCCGUUGUUGACGCAAAAUGGGAUGACGAAGCUAAAAAAUGGAAAGUCCACGUGAAGACUGCUCCAGGAAGCAAAGAGGCCGAAUACAAUCCGGAAUAUGAAAUCAAAGCAGAUUUCCUAGUCAGUGCUGUUGGACAGCUCAACGUGCCACAAUGGCCUGAUAUUCAGGGUAUCGAGACCUUCAAUGGUAAAAAGAUGCAUUCAGCAAGGUGGGACUGGUCAUAUGAUCUAGCUAAUAAGAAGAUUGCACUUGUGGGCAAUGGUUGUACGGCCGUGCAAAUUCUUCCAGAGAUCGCAAAAGUGGCCAAACAUGUCACUGUCUUCCAAAGAACACCAAACUGGGUUGUCCCACGACUCGACGCGCCUGUGAGCAAAACAUGGCGCAACAUCUACCGCUAUGUACCCGGAGUAAUGGCGAGAAAGCGAGCUGCACUAAUGGACUUCCGAGAGCUAACACACGGGUUCGUCGCGAGCGCAGAUUCAGACGUGUCAAAGAUGUUCAUGAGAAUGACCAAGGAGAUGCUGCAAAACCAGCUACCAAACCGCCCAGAUCUACACAAGAAGUUGAUACCCAAGUAUCAGCUUGGGUGCAAGCGCAUCAUCAUCAGCGACGACUACUUCCCUGCUCUAGGCCAGGAUAAUGUCACGCUCGAAACACGAUCUAUCGACCACAUAGAAGGGAACUCGGUCAAAGUUGCCAAUGCCGACGGUGAGAUAGUCUCGGCACAGGAUGACUACGACCUGCUAGUUUGCGCGACUGGAUUCAAGACUGUGGACUUCAUGCAUCCCAUACAGCUCUACGGUAAAAAUGGCCGGCAUAUCGGAGAUAUCUGGAAGGAUGGAGCGAAGGCGUUCUACGGCAUCACAGUGGAGGAUAUGCCCAACUUUGGCAUGCUCUACGGUCCGAACACGAAUCUUGGCCACAACUCCAUUAUCCUCAUGAUAGAGGCUCAAUCACGCUACAUCAAUGGUUUGAUCACGCCUGUGCUUGAAGCAAGGAAGAAGGGGCAAGCGUUGAGCUUGACGCCAAAGAAAGAGCGACUAGAAGAGUACAAUGACCAACUCCAGAAAGAACUUCAAAAUAGCACUUUCAACGAUCCAAACUGCCAGUCGUGGUACAAGAACGAGAAGGGCAUCAUCACAAACAACUGGUCUCGGACCGUAGUAGAGUACCAGAAGAUGGUCGAGGACGUUAAAUUUGAGGAGUUUAUUGCGGAGGGCAGUGGAAGAGAUGAGGCCGAGCGAAGAAAGGUCAUGCAUGUGGGAAGAGUAAAGGAGGAAUCGAGCAACAAUGGCCACAGGGACAGAGACACCCUCACGCACGUCAGGACGUGCAUGGAACAGUACGAGGUCUUCCGCGGCAUGGACACCUACCAAGUCGAAGUGGAGAUCCUGCAUCCAUACUUCUCCCAACUUCCAACGCCGCACUAUUCCAAUUGCACACGCUCCAGCGAGUAA
Paraphaeosphaeria sporulosa is the source of this 2226-nucleotide messenger RNA. Its product is annotated as FAD/NAD(P)-binding domain-containing protein. NCBI's taxonomy places the organism in Eukaryota, Fungi, Ascomycota, Dothideomycetes, Pleosporales, Didymosphaeriaceae. Gene Ontology annotation, molecular function: flavin adenine dinucleotide binding; N,N-dimethylaniline monooxygenase activity; NADP binding. The record is from RefSeq and is a predicted model, not a curated record. The coding region runs from base 415 to 2226 and encodes 603 amino acids. The transcript is spliced from 4 exons.